CGAAGCAAACCGGCGCGGCGCGGCAAAUUUGCCGACAAAUCCCACCUUUGAACGGGCCGGCGCGUAUCGAGUGCGCGCCACACAACGAAAACCAUCCCGGCGUCGUAUAGUCGUGUUCCCCGGAGACACGGAAGGUGAAUUCGCCCGACGACGAUCGAUCCGCGUUGCGACCGCUUUCUAGGGGUUCAGAUUUCGACUAUACACCGGGAUUUCAGCGCCCGUCCGGCAGUUUUUUUGUUAUAUACCGUAAAUGGCUUUUCUUCGCACGGUGAUCAGGUGCAGUGUUUACAAAAAAUACGGGUUGCUGAUCGAUAAUUCCAACAACGGCCUCGCGGUUAAGAUCGAUGCGGCGAAAUCGACCGCGGCCGCCGCCGCCGGCCUAGUCCAGGACCGGCAGAAACAGGAAAUCAACCAGCAGAAUCCCGUAGGACCCAAGGACCCGUUAGAUACGAGUUUCGAAGACGCUAGGGCUGCGUUCAAGAGCAAAACCAACUGGGAACUCGUCAGGGCUCUGAUCGUCUAUCAGUUGUGCUCGUUCGACGUUAUCGUGCAGAACAAUAAGGAGUUAAUGAAAUUCGCGAGGAAUGUCUUGGGCGAGAAACUGUUCAGCAUGGUGAUGAAGGCGACCUUCUACGGCCAUUUCGUCGCCGGCGAAGACCAGUACAAAAUCAGACCGACGUUGGAGAGGCUACGCUCCUUCGGCGUCAAACCAAUACUGGACUACUCGGUAGAGGAGGACAUCACGCAGGAGGAGGCGGAAAAGCGGGAGGUCGAAGCAUCUAUACCGGCAGCCGGCGAUCAAAUGGAGGCCGGCUCCCUCAAACAGUACCACGUGGAUAAAACGUUCGCGGACAGACGGUAUAAGGUUCAGUCCGCGAGGACUUACUUUUACCUUAACGAAGCCACCUGCGAGAGGAACAUGGAGACGUUUAUCCGGUGCCUGGAGGCGAUAGCAGACUAUCAGAAGACUCCAGGCGCCACCUAUGGCACCGGUAUAACGGCGAUCAAACUUACCGCACUGGGUAGACCGCAACUCUUGCUCCAGCUGUCCGAAGUAAUUAUGCGCACGCGCAAGUUCAUGGCCGAGAUAGUCGGCGGCGAGGGCAACGUGCUCACGCACCACGUAAGACCGGAAGAUCUCGAAGCGAAAUUCGACAAAAUUCAAGACAAGGAGUCGGUGCGCAAGUUCCUCAAACAGGUCACCUACGAUAAGGAAGGCAUCCUCCACUUGUUCCCGUGGUCGGGCAUCAUCGACGAGAACCAAGAAUUGAGCACCACGUUCAGGGUGCCGGACCUGAAGACGGGCCGGAUGGCCCGCUUGAUCACUCAGCUGUCGCCCAAAGAGGAGGAGAUGUUCAGGAAUAUGAUCAGGAGACUCAAUACCAUCGCCAAAGCGGCGCAGGAGAUGGACGUGCGCAUAAUGGUAGACGCGGAACAAACUUAUUUCCAGCCGGCGAUCACGCGAAUCACGCUCGAGUUCAUGCGCAAAUACAACAAGGAGAAGGCGAUCGUUUUUAACACGUACCAGUGCUACCUGCGCAACGCCCUCUCGGAAGUGACGACCGAUCUGGAACAGGCGAAACGUCAGAACUUUUAUUUCGGCGCCAAACUGGUGCGCGGCGCCUACCUCGAACAGGAGAGGGCGCGCGCGGCGGCGAUGGGCUACCCAGACCCCACCAACCCCGAUUUCGAGGCCACUACCGAAAUGUACCACUCGACGCUCUCCGAAUGCUUGAGGAGGAUCAAGGCGUUCAAGGACAAGGGGGAGGACAAGAAGAUCGCGAUCAUGGUGGCGUCGCACAACGAAAACACCGUCCGGUUCGCCAUUGAAAAAAUGAAAGAGUUCGGCAUCGAGCCCUCCGACAAAGUGAUCUGUUUCGGACAGUUGUUCGCUAUGUGCGAUUACAUCACCUUCCCGCUAGGUCAGUCGGGUUACUCGGCGUACAAGUACAUCCCCUACGGUCCGGUGGACGAGGUGCUGCCCUACCUCUCGCGGAGGGCGCACGAAAACAAGGGCGUCCUGAAGAAGAUCAAGAAAGAGAAAAGACUGCUUGCCAAAGAGAUCCUCAGACGUUUGGCGACCGGCAAGAUCUGGUACAACCCCAAGGGCAAUUACGUGCCGGUUUAAAAAUCGUUCCUAGCCCCCACCACAAGACCCCGUUCGAAUGUAAUUUACGGUCGCCAUAUGCCGGGCAUGGCUGCCGCAUCUCUGUUUAUAGAUAUAAAUAGUUUAAAAGACACAAUUGAAGUCCGUUUUAGCUGAUACGAUGUCUGCGUAACGCCGAUCGCCGGCAACGAUCAUAACAACCAACUCUCCCCCGGCGGUUGACAAAAUUUUCCCCUCACUGUCAAUUAAACGAAAACCAAAACCCGCGGGAGGGAGGAACAACGUAGGCUGCUUCGGCCGUUACGCAGACAGAAUCUCGGGUUGCUUGAUAAACAUUUUUCAAUUUUAAUCUAGUGGGACAGAGCAUUAUUGUACAGAUAUUAUUUCCCGUCGUAUGGGUUAAGAAAAAAAAAUCAAAUAUCGUUUGAAAGAGUAACCCCCGAAUUUUUCUUUUAAGCGUUUCGUAAGCAUCGUUUUGUUGUGUUAUGUUAUUUUAUGAUAUUAAACGAGUGAAAAAAAAACAAAGAACGUCACCUCCAGCACACGCGGUUAAAGUUAAUUUAUAGUUAUCCUAGCUGUGAUUUUGUAAGUUAAACGAGGCAUAGGACUUUUUCGUUUGGCCAACGCAUCGGGCGUCUAAACAUUUUCGCCAGUAUUUCCCUUCCGUUCUAAUUGCGUAGUAUUAUAAAUGAUCUGGUAUUAUUAACAGAGUAGGCCGUCGAAAUUGGUGAACUCCGCAAAAAUUGUAUUAUUAUUAUUAUUAUUAUUUUGUAAACGUGGUUGGGUUCCCAAGAUAUUAAAUUAUUUAUGGAUGUAUCCUAAACUUGUUCAGACAAUAAAUAAAAUUUAAACCAAA
Molecule: messenger RNA, 2963 nt
Organism: Cylas formicarius (sweet potato weevil)
Lineage: Eukaryota; Metazoa; Arthropoda; Insecta; Coleoptera; Brentidae
Gene: slgA
Product: proline dehydrogenase 1, mitochondrial
Exons: 11
Coding region: 251-2128 (625 amino acids)
Cellular component (GO): mitochondrion
Molecular function (GO): FAD binding; proline dehydrogenase activity
Source: RefSeq, a predicted model, not a curated record